AAUCAUUAAACUGCGAGCAUCUGUAGCGGUCAGAGCACGUCGUAGUCGUCGUUUUAAUUUCAACAAGUUUUAUAUUCGAAUAUGUCGGGUCGUGGCAAAGGAGGCAAAGUUAAAGGAAAGGCAAAGACUCGCUCUAGCCGUGCCGGACUUCAGUUCCCUGUAGGCCGUAUCCAUCGUUUACUUCGCAAGGGCAACUAUGCUGAACGAGUUGGUGCCGGUGCUCCCGUCUACUUGGCAGCAGUGAUGGAAUACCUUGCAGCUGAAGUAUUGGAAUUGGCCGGUAACGCAGCCAGGGACAACAAGAAAACUAGGAUAAUCCCAAGACAUUUACAGUUAGCUAUCCGUAAUGACGAAGAAUUGAACAAACUACUCUCCGGUGUUACUAUCGCUCAAGGUGGUGUACUGCCAAAUAUCCAAGCUGUUUUAUUGCCAAAGAAAACUGACAACAAAGCUAAAUAAGUAUUUUGCUUUACGUCAAGUUGGAAAAAAAACUAUAAAUCGGUCCUUUUCAGGACCACAACUUUCAUAAAAAAAGCAAAUUCGUUCGUAUGUGGUUAUUAUGACGUAUAGGUAGGUCGCUGCUGAUUCCUUAAUCUAAUAAUAAUAAAUAAAUAACUUACCCGCUACCUAUUCUGUAUGUAAAACAUCGUAUAAAAUUUAAAAAAAUUCCUAAAGAUCACUGUAUGGAAGAUUUAAUGAGUGCACUUAUCCAUAAUUGUGGAAAUUUGGUGUUUUGAUAUUUAUUUUUAUUGCCAAAGAAAACUGACAAGUAUUUUGCUUUACGUAAGGUUGAAAAAAAAAACUAUAAAUCGGUCCUUUUCAGGACCUCAACUUUCAUGAAAAAAGCAAAUUCGUUCGAAUUGAAAAAAAAAAUCGCAUUUACACUAUUAUGUAUGUGGAAAUUUGGUGUUUUGAUAUUUAUUUUAUGGCCCAACUAAUAAAAGCGAUUAGGAAUGAUUUAAAGAGUUCUUCUUAGAAAUACCUUUCUAGAAUAUUAGGUAGAAGACUACUUUUAUGAUCACAGCAAUAUGUUUCUUUGAUAAUAAAUAUUCCCUAAUUUAGUGUUAAUACUUUACUUUACAUCACGGUACAGUAAAAUAUUUAUUAACGCUAACUACUUAUUAUAUCAAAUAUAUCUAAACACAACUUAUUUUCUUUUACAAACUGAUUUGUUCUGUUCACUUUAUUUUAAACUGAAGCACGAAAAUCAUUUGUAUAUAUUUUAUUUCGAUACACUUAAUACAUAAUUCUCUAUACAUACAAUACUUAUUUAAUGUUUUAUGUAUAUUGUCGUAUUACUUAUGUAACAUCUGUAAUAAUGUAGUAAAGACUCAUUAUUAGUAAGUAAGGAAGUCUUAUAAUUAAAAACUAGGAGCACGUAAUGUUAGGUCAAGUCAUUAACGAAAAAGAAAAGAAAAGCGAAUAGGCCAAGAUACAUAUAAUAAAAAAGAAACCAAGUUUAGUUCUAGCAGUAAAAUGGAAAGUAACUAAAGGCACGUAGAAUUAAGAGAGAUAAAGAAAAAGAAAUUUCAAAGUUAAAUAUGCAAAUUUAAACACAAAAAUAACUAGGAGCACGUAAGUGUUGGUGAGGCGUAAAAAAGGAAAAGGAAAAAAAUGGAAGGAAAAUAAAAUGGAAGAUAAAGAAAAGGAAAUUUCAAAGUUAAAUAUGCAAAUUUAAACACAAAAAUAACUAGGAGCACGUAAGUGUUGGUGAGGCGUAAAAAAGGAAAAGGAAAAAAAUGGAAGGAAAAUAAAAUGGAAGAUAAAGAAAAGGAAAUUUCAAAGUUAAAUAUGCAAAUUUAAACACAAAAAUAACUAGGAGCACGUAAGUGUUGGUGAGGCGUAAAAAAGGAAAAGGAAAAAAAUGGAAGGAAAAUAAAAUGGAAGAUAAAGAAAAGGAAAUUUCAAAGUUAAAUAUGCAAAUUUAAACACAAAAAUAA
Anthonomus grandis grandis is the source of this 1940-nucleotide messenger RNA. RefSeq names its product histone H2A. Gene Ontology annotation, cellular component: nucleosome. Gene Ontology annotation, molecular function: protein heterodimerization activity; structural constituent of chromatin; DNA binding. The transcript has a single exon. The record is from RefSeq and is a predicted model, not a curated record. Bases 82 to 459 code for a protein of 125 amino acids. Lineage: Eukaryota; Metazoa; Arthropoda; Insecta; Coleoptera; Curculionidae.